AUGUCAGGACCAGGAGAGCGUUUCCACGUACUAGCACAGCUGGACCAUCUCCAUUCCAAGUACACAGGUACUGGACACGCAGAUACAACGCGAUACGAAUGGCUCACAAAUCAACUGAGAGACACACGAGCUUCGCAGAUGAGUCACCCAGGAAUGACUUCGUUCAUUGCUAUUGUCGAAAACGAAUCUCGUGCGCGAACUCGGUACAACCUCCUGAAUCGAAUGAUUCUUCCCUGCGGUCCGCCACCGGAGAAGUCUCCGCUUGAUGACUGA
Molecule: messenger RNA, 273 nt
Organism: Ostertagia ostertagi
Lineage: Eukaryota; Metazoa; Nematoda; Chromadorea; Rhabditida; Trichostrongylidae
Source: the annotation of a GenBank genome assembly